GUCCAUGGAUUGCCAUUUCCUCGAGAGCUGGAGAAGCACAAAAACCUCAUUGUUAACAGGGCCACCCAAAUGCUGCACACCGCCAUGACUGGACAGAACAGAACUGAGAGGACUGUGAUCACGCGUCUCAGUGCAGGCCCGCUACUGACCAAAGUUGUUGAUUUGAUGGAGAGUGUCACCAAGGAGAUUGGGAACACCCCCAAACUGUGCCUCUUCUCCACCCAUGAUUCCACCAUGACUGGUGUACUGGAAGCACUGGGUAUCUGGAAAGAUGAAUGGCCACCCUUUGCUGCCAACAUGCGGAUUGAACUCUACAAAGAUAUGAACAGUCCUGAGUAUUAUGUCCGCAUUUUAUAUUGUGGGGAGGUGCAGAGGAUCAGCAGCCAGAAGGAAGACUUCAUGCACUGGAAUGACUUCCGCAACAGCAUCAAGAGGUUUAUGAUUCGGGAAGCAGAAUACUGGGACAUUUGCUCCUCAGAUAUCCUGGAGAAGCUUGCAAAACAAUUUCUAAUGGGACAACAUUAUCUGUUACAAAAUACUCUAGGUGAAUUAAAGACACUGAUGAUCAGUGAUUUGACAGAGAUUUGGUGCUUUGUAUACUUUUUUUUUAAAAAUUGA
Messenger RNA from Candidula unifasciata, 618 nucleotides. Lineage: Eukaryota; Metazoa; Mollusca; Gastropoda; Stylommatophora; Geomitridae. The record is from the annotation of a GenBank genome assembly.